AUGGCAACGUCUGCCAAACCCAGGGGGCGUGUUCUCAAUCAGUUGAGCACGACGUUGAAGGCAGCGGCGGCGACCGCGGCAGCAAACAACUCCACCAGCGCGAGCGUCGACGAUGGCGACGACAACGAUCUUGCAUACGUGCCCAAGGUGGAUCCGGGAGAGAUACGGUUGUAUUCAUACUUUGCCCCGGGCCUGGAAGCUGGAGGGCAUUCCAUUGAUGUGGUCCAGAAUAUCACUGCACCCCAUGGCUCAGCCAAACCCGAGGACCAACUCAUCUUGACGAGUCACCAGGAAUUCGAAGUCUAUGCGCCGCGCUUUGCCCUUCCACCAAACUCGGUCCACCAGGUCUACCCACCUCAAGGACAUUCUGAUCACAGCGUGGUCCUCCCGCACAUAGUGUUCAAUGAUCCACACCUGCCAUGGGAGCAAAUCGGGUCUCCGAGAGAAAAUAAUAAAGAAUCAGCGGGGAACAACAAUCCGCCUCCUCGUAACAAGACGCCAUGGCUAGCCUUGUUUACGUUCACCGAAGACGAACUGCGGCUCAGUGACCAGGAACUUGGCCGAGUUGCUAACGGCGGCCUCUUUCCCGAUAAAUGGAAAUCAUUGGAUUUGCAACAGUCCAAAACAACAAUGUCCAUCACUCUCCCACUGAGCAAAGUCCUCGACUUGGACACGUGGAUGCCAGGCACCCCAAGAUCCUCUCAAAAGAUCGAAACCCCUGUCCGUGAUGACGACCCGGACGACCCAAUAAUACCAAAAUCAGGAAGUGGUGGCUCGGCGUCCGACUCUGGAAAAGAGCCCACAGCAGAUAUGAUUUUCAUGCCGCCGGAUCUCUUCCACUCGUUAUUCUGUGACUAUAGCGCAAGUUACAACAAGGUGUUUCCGGACGAUGCUGUGCCUGUGCUCGACCGAUACAAAUACCUGGCUCAUGUUCGCCAGGUGAACACUUGCAACAUGUCCAGCCUCGGGGCUGAUGAUGAGCAAGGCCUUUUCAGCGCUGUCAUAUCGCACCGAUGCGGCCCCACGCAAGGAACCCCGCGGCAAAUCAUAGUCUCAGACCCUAGAGUCGCACCACCCUCCGGUCCAUCGUUCAAGAAUUCACCCGCUAUCGCACUGCCAAAGUCGACAAUUGUCCAUCUAGUGUCACUGAAAGGCGUAGAAGACUAUGUCAGGAUCCCUACCAUAUCAUCUCGCGUGGGGCUCGUUUCUCUCUAUUCCUGGACGUACACUACAUUGCCCCCAGAUAACAUUAAUUUUGUGGAUGCAAUGCGAUUGGUAGGGUCACGAAUCCCGCAGCCGUUGCGAGCACUGGACCCUGUGAUAAACAGUGUCAAAGCUGCCGAUAAAGACGAUCCCUCGCACGCCGCAUCCGCCAGACUUCAACAACGACUAACAGAUGGUUAUUCGAUGGUGCGAUACCUUACAGAGACGGGCGAAUCAACAGCUGCGUUCUUCCGCGGCCCUUUGACACCAAAUUUGCCGCCUCAUCCCCUCAACGACGCGUGGCCAUCGCAAACCAACUUCUCUAGUGCUUUGCAAAUCCUCGACUCGUCUUUGGGAAUCAUGGAUAUCACUUACUCCUCGGCCUGGGAGCUUGGCCGAACCUUAGCGAUUGCCGAUCGGGGCUACACGGCUGCAAUUGCAAGAGUUCGAACAGUAGUCAACACGCAAGCGGUAAACGAGACGAAGAAAGCAGGCACCGGCAGCGACCCUACGCGUGCUGCGGUAGUCGGCGGUCUUGAGACUGCUGUUGACCUGAUCAAAAACAUCUCCCGUGGGCUUGCUGAUGGUAGUCGCACAAUCGAUCCUGCCAAACGGUGGCGAACGAGCACUGCUGCCUCGGCACCCGCCAGUACACCUCAAGAUACCAGCCGGUUGUUUGAUACCCAUGUCCAUGCCGCAAUGGAGAAGGUCGCUUCCGCAGUGCCAGCGGCCGACGCCACGAGCGACACGCCAUCCCAGCACUUUAACGAAGCAAACAUUCCAAGCUCCCCGGACUGGGCCACCAUGGUCAAAUGGAUUGUAGACAAGCUGUACCUCUACGGCAUUCCUGCGCACUAUCUUAUCACCGAGCAGUCACACCUGCCACCAGAAUCGAUCAGGUUUUUCUACAUUGACCCAACCUGGACUGAUGCGUUCAUCGACGGCGCGUUGAGCAUAGCAAAUCAAAUUGACAACCCUGACGAUGUUGUACGCCAGGCUAUGAAAAACCAACUUAACAACUACUUUGCCUCGGUCGACAAAACUCUGCUCCCACGCCCUCAGCAAAUUCCAACGUACGGCUUCUUUCUGCGUAGCGCUGUGGUGCAGGCAUUCCCCAACUUGCAAAUCCACGCCCCGUGGACGAAGAACGGAGACGGCAAACUAGAAGUCGUACGGCAAGACGUCCUUGAUAAGGACUUAAUGCUGUGCCUCCUGGACCGCAUUCCAGGGGACCAGUCCUUGAGCAGCUUGACGAUCUCACAGCCACCUCAUCAACAGCGGUUUGCCGCGGGUGUCAAUCUUGGUGUGGAAGACAAAUCAAAACCCGACCCCCACGACGGUCUCAAAGACAAAACAAAUUUCCUUGAGAUUGAGUUCAAUCGAGUCUAUACCGUGGAUAACAUCAACGAUCCUGACUUUGGCGACCCGAUCGACAUACGGCUGUGGGGAGAGGGUCAAGGCGAGAUACCAAUCACGCGCCAGACAAAAACUGGACCAGUGUCGAACAAAUUGCCAAAACCAAAUCCCCCGGUCGUUUUGACUGGGAAAACAAUACCCUCGUUAUGA
Molecule: messenger RNA, 2769 nt
Organism: Penicillium maclennaniae
Lineage: Eukaryota; Fungi; Ascomycota; Eurotiomycetes; Eurotiales; Aspergillaceae
Exons: 2
Coding region: 1-2769 (922 amino acids)
Source: RefSeq, a predicted model, not a curated record